Messenger RNA from Rhincodon typus (whale shark), 1173 nucleotides. RefSeq names its product probable RNA-binding protein EIF1AD. The record is from RefSeq and is a predicted model, not a curated record. Gene Ontology annotation, cellular component: nucleus. Lineage: Eukaryota; Metazoa; Chordata; Chondrichthyes; Orectolobiformes; Rhincodontidae. Gene Ontology annotation, biological process: translational initiation. Gene Ontology annotation, molecular function: translation initiation factor activity; RNA binding. The transcript has 6 exons. The coding region runs from base 145 to 648 and encodes 167 amino acids.
CGCUAGCUGGAGGUGAGUGGAUCCCAGCACCUGGACCGGACCGGGAUUAGGCCUCACUCCGAGGCCAAGCCUGGCUCUUGGACUCUCUCUCUCUCUCUCUAGUCAUACUGUAUUCCAAGCUGAAGGUGUUGGCAGGAGCCCGAGAUGUCCCAGGCAACGAAGAGGAAACAUGUGGUAAAGGAGGUGCUGGGAGAUUAUGAUCCGCCCUCCGAGAUACAACAGAUUGUGCGGGUGCUCGGCUCGCCGGGGAACAACCUGCACGAGGUGGAGACGGCCCAGGGGGAGCGGUUCCUCGCCAGCAUGCCCACCAAGUUUCGCAAGAACAUCUGGAUCAAGAGGGGCGAUUUCCUAAUCGUGGACCCCAUCCAGGAAGGUGAAAAGGUGAAAGCGGAAAUUAACUCGAUCCUGUACAAGGAACACAUCAAGCAGCUCAGGAAGGACGGGCUCUGGCCUGCCACUUUCUGUGACCCAGCGACAGAGUGCCCCGAGAGUAACACAAAGAAAGAUGGAAGUAACCGGGGCUCGGAGGAAGAGUCGGGGGAUGAUUCGGAAGACGACAGCGACUUGUUUGUCAACACAAACCGAAGGAAUUACGAGUAUUCGGAGAGCGAGGACGAAGAGGAAGACGAGGAGGAGCAGGGAGUUUAGAGGACAGGACAGCAGCAAAUGCUUGCUUUAAUAACUGCAGGCAAACCGUUGAUCGUUUUUUUUUUUCCUCAAAGACUGCAGAAGGGGCAAGUGCUUCAUCUGGGGUUGUGGGGGGGGAGGAGGAGAGACAUCCUUUCAGCGUCUUACCCUCUCUCCCACUGCCUUGCAGCAUGUUCCCCUGCGGGUAUCCAUUUGAAUCCUGCACCAGGCUGGCUGUGUCAUUAAUACAUCUUCUGGCAGCUCCACCAAUGACCUCCGCCAGCCAGUCCAUCCCUGUUCACCUUCUUCUCUCACCACCCCCCCCAAUCAAAUUGACUGAGGAGCUUUGGAGGCUGAUGACAACCAGUUGAUUGUGGGAUAGGAGGGUAGAUUUUGUUUGUUUGUGUGCGCACACGCCACAGUCGACCAGCUCAAGGCUUUAUCUUCCUGUCACUUAUGGAGCGAUGCACUGAGAAGGGCAGAGUCUUACAUUCUGGAGAGAAUACCAUUUGUACUUAAAAUAAAUAAAUAUUGCUGAGAAAUGAA